AUCAUAACAACAAGGGAUAAGCAGGUAUUGAGAAAUUGUGAAGUUGGUAAUGCUAGUAUAUAUGAGGUUAAAGGAUUAGGUGAUGAUGAUGCUUGCAAACUUUUUAGACAGCACGCUUUUAGACAAAACCUUCCUACUGAAGAUUAUGGGGAGUUGUCAAACAGAGUGGUAGCAUAUGCCAAAGGUCUUCCAUUAGCUCUUAAAGUACUAGGGUCUUCUCUUUAUUCAAAGGGAAAAGAAGUUUGGGAAAGUGCAAUAAAUAAACUAGAAAAAGGUCCUCCUUUGGGUAUUAAGAAAAUACUAAAGGUUAGUUAUGAUGGACUUGAAAAAGAAGAAAAGGACAUAUUUUUAGACAUUGCAUGUUUCUUCAAAGGGGAGAACAUAAAUUCAAUAAUAGAAAUCCUCAAUGCUUGUGACAUCUCUACAACACAAGGAAUAAAUGUUCUCAUUGAUAAGUGUCUCCUAACUAUGUUAGGUGGUCUAAUAACGAUGCAUGAUUUGCUUCAGGAAAUGGGUAGAGAAAUUGUUCGGGAAGAAUAUUCGACUAAUGAAUCUGGCAAACACAUUCGAUUAUGGCAUCGUAAGGAUAUCAAUGAAGUAUUGACGAAAAAUACGGGUGCAGAAGCGAUACGAGGCAUAAGCUUGGACACAUCAGAAAUAAGCGAUGGAGGUUUAGAUUUUCAAGCUUUCUCAAAGAUGCAUAAACUGAGAUUCCUGAAAUUGUAUAGCCCACCAGACCCUGAAUCUCUUCCCACUUCGGCAAAAGCGUUCCUCAGUUCACAUGAAUACUCAUGUAAAAAUAAAUUGCUUGGUUUGGAAAACCUUGAAUUAUUUUCUGCUGAGUUGACCUACUUUAGCUGGCGUGGAUGUCCGUUAAAAUCAUGGCCAUUAAAGUUUCUUUCAGGGAAUCAAGUUUUUGUCAAGAAUCUCAUAAAUUUGAUUCAUAUUGACCUCAGUUGGUCUAUACACAUAACAGAGGUUCCAAAUCUCUCUGGGUUACUAAACCUGAAGGAGAUAAUUUUAGUAGAUUGUUUAAAUUUGUUAGACAUCAGUUCCUCCUCUAUCCAGAAUCUCAAUAAUCUUGUGCAGCUGAAUCUAAGCUAUUGUAAGAAGCUUAUUAGUCUUCCAGACAACAUUCAAUCAAAAUCUAUUACUCUCCGUGGCUGCUUAAAUCUCAAAAUGACUCCAAAGAUCUCAAGUAAAGUGGAAGAGCUAGAUCUAAGUUAUACUGCAAUAAAAGAAGCACCUUUCGUUGAAUAUCCAUCCAGACUUGUUAGAUUGAAUCUUUCAUAUUGUCCAGAGCUUGAGAGUCUCUCGAGCAAUAUUUGUGAGCUGCAGUUGCUUCAGUAUCUUUUAGUAAGAAGAUGCCCAAAACUUGGAAGAUUACCGGAUGACCUUGGAAACUUGGAAGCUUUGAAAACAUUGGACGCUUCUGGUAUUUUCAUAAGAGAAAUACCAUCAUCCAUUUUCCAUUUGAGCAAACUUUCUUCAUUACAGAUAUCUCGAUUAUCUGAUGAUGAAGCGCCGUUGAAUUGGGUACCGAAUUCUCUAUCAAGAUUGCUGUCUUUGAAACGUCUUGAAUUGAUUAACUGUCAAAUUCCGGAGCUACCAAACAAUCUUGGUCAAUUAUCCUUUCUAGAAAUAUUAGAUGUGUAUGGAAAUAAUUUUGAGACCAUACCAGCAAGCAUCAAAGACCUUUCUAAUUCGGUUUUCCUGAACAUAUGCUAUUGUGAGAAGCUUCAGUCUUUGCCAGAGCUUAAAAGUGGUCUAAAUGUGGCAGCAUAUAAUUGCUCAUCAUUGGAAUCAAUAUCGGAUUCAUCAUUUCUGUUCUCACCGAAUUCGAUGCAACAAAGAAUAAAUUUGCGAAUUGUUUCAAACUGGAUCUCUCAGACAUUCUUGGCAAGGAAAUUUGUCGAGAAAUAUGUAACGGUAUAUGUUUCCCUGGAAAUGAAAUUCCACGGUGGUUCAGAUUUCAAAAUAUGGGAUGUUGUAUAACUCUGGAGAAGCCACCUGAUUGGGACAACCACUUUCUGGGUAUUUGUAUGUGCGCUGUUGUGACAUUUCCUGAAGGAUGCUACAUCAAAGACAAUUUAAUUGUUGAAUGUCACUGUAGUCUGAAAAGCAGAGAUGAUAAGGAUAAGAAGAUAGGAGUAUACUCAAGCUCUUUGCAUGCUUGGGACACUGAUGAUGUUGUCAAAUAUUCCGCUCCCACUGUACCCUACUAUAUUGGUUCAGAUCAUGUAUUCAUGGGGUUUAAUAAAAUUAUGAAAUCGUCAAUUAUUGGUUGGACCGAACUACAGGUUGACUAUGAGUUUCAGGCAAAGAAUUUGAGCCGUCGAAACUUUGAUGAAGAGAAAAACAAAGAUUGUAGGGAAGAUGAAGUGAAGGUGAAGAAGUGUGGAAUCCAUUUUCUGUACGCCAAUGACUGCAUAGAACUAAAAGAAGGCUUUAGAGGAAGCACUAACUGUGAUGAAGGGAUAAAGAUGGAGGAAACUGAACCACACUCUAAUAAAUUGCAAAUUUCAAAUUUCUUUGCAGGCAAUUCCAGCACAAGGAAGAAUUCAGUAAAUGUUUCAUCAAUAAGGAAAAGAAAGAGGAAGGGGAAGGGAAAGAGGAAGAGGAACCACAUUUUUAAGAAAUUGAGAAUUUUCAGAUUCCUUUAAAAGAGAAUCUACCUCAAGGUAAAUAAUUAAGAUUUCCAUUAUGCGUAUCUUUGUAGUUGAAUAGUUUUCUCUUUCAUUGUUUGUGUUUUGCAGUG
This is a messenger RNA of Pistacia vera, 2758 nucleotides long. RefSeq names its product disease resistance-like protein DSC1. NCBI's taxonomy places the organism in Eukaryota, Viridiplantae, Streptophyta, Magnoliopsida, Sapindales, Anacardiaceae. Gene Ontology annotation, biological process: defense response. Gene Ontology annotation, molecular function: ADP binding. The annotation marks the transcript as partial. The record is from RefSeq and is a predicted model, not a curated record. The transcript is spliced from 5 exons.